Molecule: messenger RNA, 6654 nt
Organism: Clupea harengus (Atlantic herring)
Lineage: Eukaryota; Metazoa; Chordata; Actinopteri; Clupeiformes; Clupeidae
Gene: col27a1a
Product: collagen, type XXVII, alpha 1a
Molecular function (GO): extracellular matrix structural constituent
Source: RefSeq, a predicted model, not a curated record
AGGCAUUCAUUCCCACCAGGCCGAGCAGUGGCUUGAAGGAAGGCGGGGGUCGUGUGUCUUUGGUUCGGUGUGAUCCUCCCACGGAAGGCGGUGUAGGUCGGUCUGUAAUCGGACACCGGGUAUUGGAGCCUGCCUUCGCCACGGUUCCCCGGCAAAGAGGCUAUUUAAAAAACGAAAAAGAACGUGCGCGCCACUUCCCUACUUUAUCCGAAGGUUCCCCCCAGCAAACACAGGCACACAUUAAACACACAACCUUCUUUUGACAUAUCACAGCGUUCCGAGAGCCCCAGCGGCGGCAUAGAUGCCUGCAGCAGCGGCGCGAGGGGAACGGACUGACGCACAGCAGGAACGGCGCACGCCGUCCACAGUCGCUCCACAUACGGAUAUACGCGCGCGGCUUACGGGGCUGGACGGGAGCUCGAGCCCCGGAAGGAUCACUUGUACGAGCUUAUCCGAUGCAUGAGACGGCGGCUGGGGCACGCGGUCUGUCGGUCGGUGUCGGGAUCACGCUGUGAUUAACGGAUUUUUUUUUUGAACCCUAACCCUAACCCUGCCGGGACAGAUGAAUACAAAUGAAUUUAGCGACCCGAAGGAGAGAUUGCAGAACCUCUCGACUCGACCCAAAGAGAGCAUUACUCCUCUGUACUCUUCUCUACUGUAGUUGUCACCUGGGACUUGCUCAAGUACUCUCUGAAGAUGUGGAUGUGCUACAGAGACUGGGAUUGCGUGGAGGUCAGGGGUCACGUUCCGUUCCUCCAGGGGUUAUCUCCGUACCAACGGGGGUCAUCCUUACAUCACGGGCUCGCCUGGCAGCACCAUUCCUCUCCCUCCUCCCCUCCGCCAGCAAACACACACCGGCCACGACACACAUGGACUUGGCAGUGCUCGUGAGCCUGCGCCUGCACCGCCGAAACUCUGCCUUCCUCUUCUCCAUCCUGUCUGGUUCCCGGCUGCAGCUGGGCGUUGAGUUGUCACCCGGUCAGCUGACUGUCCAAGCUGGCGCACCCUCACAGACUAACACUCAGGUGCGCUCGCAGCCGCCGCCUCAGCCCAGCGUGGCCCCCAACGUGGUCAGCUUCCCGCUGGACCUUCACGACGGGCGCUUGCAUUCCCUGGCGCUAUCUGUUAACGGCCGACGAGUGACGCUGCAGGGGGGCUGCGGACAGAAGACUCAGACCGCGCUGUUUCCAACCGAGCCCGCGCCCCUUGACCCCCGCGGGAGCUUCCAGCUCGGCCGAGGCGGCCCCCGGCUCACUGGCGUGGCCCUGGAAGGGGCGCUGUGUCAGCUAGAGCUGGUGAACUGGGAGCGGACGGCCGAUGUUCGGUUCUGCAGCACCAUGCGCCCCGAGUGCAAGGAGGACCCCGGCAUUUCUAACCACACCCACCCCCUGCUUCCUCUGCCUCCACUCUCGGAUGAGGCGUUACCAUGGAAACCCCCACGCAUCACAGGAACCGCCGCCACCCAUUUGGUGUCACCAUCACCCCGUGGACCCACGCAAAGGACACAGACUGUAGCCCCUACACGGACUCAAACACCCCGGACACCCAGACCAACUGACAAGAAGACCUCUUCCAAACCCACAACGAGAACCAAGCCCAACUCUGCUAAGCCGACCGCCCCGAAAUCAAUACCCCCCAAGCCCUCCAAGAAACCAAUUCCCACUAAACCAGCAGCCACCAAGACCACCUCCAAAAGGCCAACCCCUCCAAAGCCCACCUUUAAGAGGCCUAUAGCCACAAAGCUCACUCCUAAAAAGCCUACUGCCCAAGCCGUGUCUGCCUUUAAGCCGACCCCUAAGAAAGUUCCAGUGAGGAGGCCCACUGCCUCCAUACUCCCCUCCAAACCCUCCAAGCGGCCGGAAGACGCAGUGCCAACCCCGCGUACCCCUGCCAAGAAGUACCUCCGCAUGGCUGUGACCCCAUCUACACCCAGAGUCACCUUGGAAUCCACCCCCACCUUGGCCAUGGACCAGUUCACCUAUGACCCUGAUCUCUCAGAGGUCCUCCUGCUGCCUGGACCCCCAGGGUUGAAGGGAGAGCCUGGAUUUCCGGGAUCUCCGGGACCACCGGGUAAGACAGGCCCUUCAGGAAAGCAAGGACCAAGGGGGCCUCCAGGACCUCACGGCAAACCGGGACGACCUGGUCCCCCAGGGCUCAAGGGUCAUAAAGGAGACCCAGGGCUUUCUCCAGGAAAAUCACCCAAUGGGGACAAAGGAGACCUGGGCAUCAUGGGGCCUGUGGGAUUGCCUGGUCAGGCCGGGCGGAGGGGGCAGAAGGGCCAUCCAGGUCCAGUGGGCCUUCCAGGAGAUCAAGGUUUACAGGGUCCUGAUGGAUUGCCUGGGGCCAAAGGUUAUCCUGGCAGGCAGGGUUUGCCUGGGCCUAUAGGACCUCCAGGACCAAAAGGCGCACGGGGUUUUAUUGGGAUCCCAGGGCUAUUUGGUUUACCUGGAGCUGACGGAGAGCGAGGUAUUCCUGGACCACCGGGGAAGAGAGGGACGAUGGGUAGGCCGGGGUUUCCAGGUGAUUUUGGUGAAAGAGGACCACCAGGACUUGACGGGGAACCAGGCACACUGGGGCUUCCAGGGCCUCCCGGAGUGCGUGGACUAGUUGGUGAUAUGGGACCUGCAGGCCCUAUGGGGUUGACAGGGCCCUUCGGCUUGAAGGGGGUGUUUGGGAACGUGGGCCCUAUCGGACUGAAAGGUGAUAAGGGGGAUGUUGGCCUUCCUGGCAAGCAAGGAGAGAUUGGGUUCUCAGGAGACAAGGGUAUUCAAGGUAUACCAGGGUUGCCCGGUCUGCAAGGAAAACCAGGCCUUCAGGGUAGACCAGGCGAAAGAGGUCCUGACGGGAUACCUGGUCCCCAAGGGCCAGAGGGUUUUCCUGGAGACAUCGGACCACCUGGACACAACGGCCUUGAGGGUCCAAAGGGAAAGCUUGGAGCAAGGGGAUUACCUGGGCCUAAAGGAGGUGCUGGACUGCUGGGCGAUGAGGGGCCAAUAGGCCCACCAGGACCACCAGGACAUGAGGGGCUUAUGGGCAGAAAGGGUUUCUCUGGGAAAACCGGGCCUGAAGGAGACAAGGGUGAAAUAGGAAUCACAGGAAAGGUUGGACCCAUGGGUGAAAAAGGCCUGAUUGGGUUCAUCGGACCAGUUGGCGAGACGGGCCUAGCGGGAGAGAAGGGGGACCGUGGAGAGAUGGGGGGGCCAGGACCACCAGGAGAGAAAGGAUCCACAGGUCAUCCAGGACCUCCGGGGGAGGCGGGGCUUCUGGGACCCCCAGGGAUGCCAGGUGGCGCUGGCUCUCGAGGACCCAUUGGUGGCAGAGGACCCAAAGGCAGACGGGGACCCCGGGGGCCUGAUGGGCUGGUGGGGGAGCGCGGUGUGGAGGGCAAGACGGGCCCUGAUGGACCACCAGGGAAGAUUGGUUUCCCGGGCAAUGAUGGGAAGUUUGGGGAGCCUGGAGAAAAGGGGCUUAAGGGUUUUCCGGGCACCCCAGGCUCCUCCGGUCCUCCAGGAGACAAGGGCAUAGCAGGAGACCCGGGGCCUCCAGGUGUACCAGGAACCGUUGGACCCCUUGGGGAUAUUGGGCUGAAGGGUCCCUCUGGCAAGGUUGGGGAUUCAGGACUGUCAGGCGAGCCGGGAGAGAAGGGGUCUUUUGGACCACCAGGAAAUGUUGGCGAAUCGGGCCUGGUUGGCCCCAGAGGAGAGCCAGGAUUAGAAGGAGAAGCUGGGGCUUCUGGGCCUGAUGGACUCAAGGGAGAGAAAGGGGAUAUGGGUCCAGAGGGGUCUCAAGGGGAGAGAGGCGAGGCUGGACUCAAGGGGAAAGAAGGACCACCGGGAGACCCUGGACACACUGGCAUUAGAGGACCUGAAGGUAAACCUGGGAAGAUGGGUGAGCGAGGCAAAGCAGGCCCUAAGGGGACUAAAGGACACCAAGGCCAUCUGGGUGAAACAGGACCGAUGGGGAAGAUAGGAGCAAAUGGAGCUGUAGGCCCCAAAGGAUCGAGAGGAACCAUCGGCCAUGUGGGUGCACCAGGGCGAAUGGGCCAGCAGGGGGAGCCAGGCAUACCAGGCUAUGAGGGUCAUCAAGGUCCAAUAGGCCCACUUGGACCUCCAGGACCCAAAGGUGAAAAGGGGGAGCAUGGGGAUGAUGGGAAGGUUGAGGGGCCUCCUGGUCCUCCCGGACACAGAGGACGUGUGGGAGACAGAGGAGACAGAGGGGAAUCUGGUGAUCCAGGAUACAAAGGCCAGCUAGGUGUUGAUGGAGAACGAGGCAGAUCGGGUGCUCCUGGAUUACCUGGCCACCCUGGACCUCGCGGACCACAAGGGCCUAAAGGGUCUAAAGGAGAAUUGGGUCAAAAAGGCAAGCAGGGUCUAAUAGGAGAUAGAGGAAGCCGGGGAUCAACGGGUGUUGUGGGUUUGCCUGGGCCUCGUGGUGUGGUGGGUCGUGAGGGACAGGAAGGCCCUCCAGGUGAAGAUGGACCUCCAGGGAAGGAUGGGAGCAGAGGCGUACUGGGGGACCAAGGCGAUGAUGGGGCAUUUGGCCCUUCUGGUAAAGCUGGUGGCCGCGGUAAAGUGGGUGUGCCAGGGCUGCCUGGAGACCAGGGUGCUUUUGGACCAAAGGGUGAGCGUGGUCUACACGGACAUGCCGGCCCAAUGGGGAAGAGAGGCCAUAAGGGAGGGAUGGGUCUGCCUGGAGCGCAGGGCAGCAAAGGAGCCAAGGGUCAGACUGGGGACGCUGGAGAGCCUGGAUAUCCAGGGAUCCUUGGAAUGUUUGGACCCCAGGGACCUCCUGGGGACUUUGGUCCAAAGGGCCUCCGAGGACCUAAAGGGCCACAGGGCAGCGUGGGGAGAAUUGGGGCAAUGGGGCCUAUGGGAGCCAUAGGCCCAAUUGGUAAUCCUGGUAUAAAAGGAGAUAAGGGAAACCUGGGAGAAUAUGGUGUGCGAGGGCCAAGGGGUGCAUCCGGACCUCGUGGACUACCUGGACCUCCAGGUCUUCCUGGUGUGCCCCCUUCUUAUAGGCAGAAUGACCUUGCAGCUCUGCAGGUGUUCAUCGAUUCACACACUCCACAUAAGAGAGAGACAGGAGUGAUGUUGGAUGAGGCGGUGGGUCUGCUGGAAACCCUGCACGACCUGCUGUCUGCUGUGCACAGCCUGCAGAACCCAGAGGGCAGCCAGCGCAACCCAGCGCGCCUCUGCAGAGACCUACACCACUGCCAACACUCACUCACCCACGGCACUUACUGGAUCGAUCCAAAUUUAGGCUGCUCCUCCGACUCCAUACAGGUUACAUGCAAGAAUGGACACACUUGCCUCAAACCAAUCACAGCAGCCAAGUUGGAGAUAAGUGUGGGGCGUGUCCAGUUGAACUUCCUCCACCUGCUGAGUCUGGGGGCGGAGCAGAGUCUGACGGUCCACUGCUUGAAUAUCAGUGUGUGGAGCCCAGCCCGUGGCCUCCCGCCUUCCCAGAGGUCUGUGCGCUUCAGAGGGUGGGAAGGGGCGUCGCUCGAUCCCAUCGUGCUGGAGGACACAUGCUGGCAGAGGGAUGGGCAGUGGCAUCAAGUGCGUUUCCUGUUCCGAGUGACAGAUCCCAUCCUGCUACCCAUCACUCACAUUGCCAAUCUACCGGAGGCCACACCUGCCUCCCGCUACCACCUGGAGGUCGGACCUGUGUGCUUCCUCUAGGCACGUGUGCAUUUGGGUUUGUUUGUGUGUCUGUGUGUGUGUGUGUGUGUGUGAUGCAGUGGUGGAAACCCUCCCCGCACCCCACCAAAGGAGCAAGAGGAAAAGACAACCUCCACUGUACACACCACAGAAACACAUCAUCCUAUUGGACCAGUCUCCUCCUCGCCCUCUAAGUACUCAGCCUCUCAUUGGACUGCAGAACCAGGAAGUGUUGUUCUGGGGGCAUGAUGGGAGGGGGCGGUCACAUAAGCAACUCAGGGGAAUUGGGGAGGGGCUACACUAAAGACUCAUGAGAGGAAACAGCGCCGACCAGCGCUCGAUGCCCAAUCAGAGAGCACUUCCAUAGCAGCCAGCCAAUCAUCUCUUUGAGCUCAGAAGCUCUGGAGAAAGGUUUGGUGAGCUCAAUUUGCAUAAGCCAGACCACCCAGUACUUUUGGGUGGGGUUAAAUAUAAUUACACUCCGCCCAGCUGGCCGUGUGCUGACGCUUGCAAAACAAGUUCUUCCACUGCCGAGCUCUCUCUCCCUCUCUCUCAAUCUUUCUCUCUAUCUCCCUGUUUCUCACUCUUUAUCUCUGUCUGUCUCCCUUCAUCUCUAUCCCUCUCUCUCUCUUUCUCUCACUGUCUCUAUCUGAUUUUAUUGUAAUAACUUAUUAUAACCCGCCAGUGAAAAUAAGAAGAAUCACAGAAACUGCACACAGGCAUGUCCUGCUCCCUGUCAUUCAGUAAUGGUGUGUUUAAGAGGUUUAAACCCUGAAGUGCAAUAGAAAACCAGAGGAGAAGUUUAUAUGUGCUUGUAUUUAAGUGGAAGGCCUUACAUGAGUGUACCAGGUACUGUCAUUAUAAGGGUGUUACAAGGGUGUGCUCCAUUCUUAUGCCAGUUGCUCCUCCCUCACCUUGGUACCUGCCCAUAAAGGUAAAAGGAGAGAGUGUGUUACUAUGUGUGUGUUUGUGUGUGUGUGUGUGUGUGUGUGUG